AUGAACAAAGUGUUUGUCCUCUUCUCAUCAAAAGGAGACAACUUGAUGCUGCAAAUAGAAGGUAAACCAAAGAUUGCAGCAGAAGUUCUUGAAGGUAUGAGACAAUACUUAAUGGUUGUGAAUCCAGAUGAAAGGAAGAUUAGGGAAGAGAGAAUCAAAUCAUCUUUGAAAGAGGUUGAAAAAGAUCCAAUAGCUAAAAAAACUGUUCUGCGUUUAGAACCGCCACCGUUAGUCUCAUAUGAUAUCAACAAAGGAAAGGGGAUUGUUUAUGACUAUGAAAUGGCCGAGACAAACUCUAGAAAGGAUGUUACCGCUUCUUCAGACCAGAAAUUGUUGUCCUCUGCCAUAAAAGCUGGAACAGCUAUGAAUUGGGAGUCGCAGCUUCAAUCUAUUCAUAGCGAUAAUGUGGUUUGCUCUGGUAUGGUUGAUCCUCUAUUUUUCCAGAAUUGUUCAACGGAAUAUGGCUCUGGUUUCUCUGAAGCUAGUCCACCCGGGACAAAACUGAAAAGACAGUAUGUGAGGAAGAGACCUUAUGUUAGCAGAAGAAAGAUAAAAGGAGCGGAGGUUCAAAGUGAUUUGAGUAAAGCAAAGAAAAAUCAUGGUUUGGAGAAAGGGAUCGUGGAUAAAAGGAAGACAGAAUCUGUAAGAAAAAAUUCUCCCAAAGGUGCUAAGACCAACAACAAAGAGAUGGUCCCAAAUGAGGGACCGUCCAACGCUUAA
Molecule: messenger RNA, 720 nt
Organism: Eutrema salsugineum
Lineage: Eukaryota; Viridiplantae; Streptophyta; Magnoliopsida; Brassicales; Brassicaceae
Exons: 2
Coding region: 1-720 (239 amino acids)
Source: RefSeq, a predicted model, not a curated record